ACGCUCACGCGCGCGAGUGCGCGUGCAAACAUGGCCGCCUCUGUAUCCCCGCUCCGCUCCUACUGGGCGCUUUGUAGCGGGUUGGCAAACCCCCACCGCUCGUGCCGGGCCAAGCUUCGGACACACAGAAAAUGGGAGAAUCAGCGGAGACACCUGCACCAGUCUGCGACGAGGCAUGCUGCCGUUGUGAUUUCGGGGGCGGCGAUGGCUCGUCAGCUCCACAGAGAGAUCCAACGUGACGUGGAAGAGCUUGUCGCUCAGGGCAACAUGAGACCUCAUCUAGGAGUGGUCUUCGUGGGGGAUGACCCGGCCAGCAGGACUUACGUUAGGAACAAAACACGCGCUGCCAGCACUUUGGGUAUUUCCAGUGACACGGUGUUGCGGCCGAGCUCAGUUUCUCAGCAGGAAUUGCUGGAUCUAAUAGACAAGAUGAACCGAGAUUGGCGGGUCAGCGGACUGUUGGUGCAGCUGCCACUUCCUGAGCACAUCAACGAAAGAGCAGUGUGUAACGCCAUCGCUCCAGAAAAGGACGUGGAUGGCUUCCAUAUCGUGAAUAUCGGCAAGCUGUGUCUUGACCAGAGAUCCAUGGUGCCUGCCACACCCGCAGCUGUCUGGGAGAUCAUCAAAAGAGCAGGUAUCGAGACAGUGGGAAAGAAUGUGCUGGUUGCUGGACGCUCCAAAAAUGUCGGGAUGCCCAUCGCCAUGUUGCUGCAUACCGAUCGGAACCAUGAGCGCCCUGGCGGGGACGCCACAGUGACCAUCGCUCACAGAUGUACACCGAGGGAGCGGCUCAAGGAGCUAACCAGCCUCGCAGACAUCAUUGUGACCGCUGCAGGUGUUCCCGGUCUGAUCACAGCAGACAUGGUGAAAGAAAGCGCCGCGGUCAUUGAUGUGGGCAUCAACCGCAUUGUCGAUCCCAACACGGGGAAACUGAGGCUCAUCGGUGACGUGGACUUUGAGGGUGUAAAAGAGAAGGCCAGCUUCAUCACUCCCGUUCCUGGAGGUGUGGGUCCUAUGACGGUGGCCAUGUUGAUGAAGAACACCGUGACCGCUGCCAGAAAUGCGCUGAUGCAUUAGCAUGAUCCACAACGUGAUGCAUACACACUUUCUAGAUACCUUUUUUUUUUUUUUAAACCAUGACCUCACAAAAAAAAACAACUUCCGGGUGGCAAAAGGUCCAACGAUUUCUAAUCUCACAAAUGAACAAACGUUAAGUCAUUUGAGGGAUUGAGAAACCAGAGGAAAUUACUGCAGCGAUGGUUUCUGCCUUCGUCUCUACUACCAUUGUUUGAAUUUGUGACAUGUCAGUCGAAAAUAUGCUGCGUAAAGUAAGUUGCUUCCAAGGGAGACGGAACACAGAAGCCAAUUCAAAAAUAGAAGUGGUAGAAAUUCAGAAAAUGUCAACAUGAUAAUUGAGCUGGCUAUGUCAAGGACUUUUAUGUUGCUUGGAUUCAAAGGCGAAAUCGAGUCAAAUAAUGUCUUGAAAAUAAUAUAUUCUAUGUGGUCCCACUGGUCUAAACGAGCUAUUCUGAUGAUGAUGAUCUGUUUGCAUUCAUUUUAGAGGGCAGCCAUUUUGUCACUUCCUGUUGACCGACAAUUACAUCACCAUUGCUCAGGCAACCACCGAUGGUGGCUCAGCUUGCGAACGUCACAUGACCAAACUCAGAAAACAGGUGAACCCUGAUUGGUCGUUACCUGAGCCUUAAGCAACCGUGAGGUCAUUUUCAGUCCACAGCAAGUGGCAGUAUUAAGCAACAUGGCCGCCCGCCUGAGAUGGAUAAUGGUGGAUGUUCAUGUUUAAUUCACAUUACACAAACGCAGUAUUAAUCAGAAUACCGAUUCUCGACGGGUGGGGUCAUUUAGAACAUGUUAUUGGAGGGGGGAAUGUUGCGGUUACUUCCCCUUUAAUGGCACAGACUUGCUCUUUUGACAGUGAAACGGUUAGCAUGUUGCACCUUUCACAUAAGUGAGCAGGCUAGCCAUUACGUUUUGCUAAAUUACUCGAAAAAAAAAAAAAAAACAAUCUAUACAUGGCUGUGUGAAAAUGCCUUCCACAUAACCAUUUGGACGUGGCUAACUCACUUCUGGUUUGUCGCGAUCUUCACUGUACAACUGUGAGCAACACUACUCAAUGUAUCCUCCCCACACAGAUUCCACUGGAUUUUUUUUCAAGAAAAUAUUUUUUGAAAAUCUAAACCUUUUGGGUACAUCAAGUUAUUUUCCCUUGUUUUCAGUUCAUUUCAGUGGUAGUCCAUUUUUUUCUGCCACCUGGAAGUACUCUGGUGCCUAUUGUUUACAAACGUUCUGAAAAGCUAUACAAAGCAUCGAGACUCCAUACCUGCUUACUUGAGACGUUUAUACUAUGUUCCUUUUCUUGGCUUGUUUGUAAUUACUUAUUUAUUUCUUCUUAUAAGAGUUCAUAUUUUUUCUACCAAGGACAUUUUGGGUUUCACAGAAAGUGAAAAUGAAAUAAAGCGUGCUACGGAUGCUCUCAAAAAAA
Messenger RNA from Hippocampus zosterae (dwarf seahorse), 2500 nucleotides. It is a transcript of the gene mthfd2l, whose product is annotated as methylenetetrahydrofolate dehydrogenase (NADP+ dependent) 2 like. Bases 31 to 1077 code for a protein of 348 amino acids. Gene Ontology annotation, biological process: tetrahydrofolate interconversion. The record is from RefSeq and is a predicted model, not a curated record. Gene Ontology annotation, cellular component: mitochondrion. The transcript has 8 exons. NCBI's taxonomy places the organism in Eukaryota, Metazoa, Chordata, Actinopteri, Syngnathiformes, Syngnathidae. Gene Ontology annotation, molecular function: methylenetetrahydrofolate dehydrogenase (NAD+) activity; methenyltetrahydrofolate cyclohydrolase activity; methylenetetrahydrofolate dehydrogenase (NADP+) activity.